GUCCUGAAGUAGUCUCAGAAGGUCUUAAAAUUCUCAAAACUGUUUCUAAAGUGAGAACAAAGUAUAAUGGUGUGGAAAUUGAGCUUAUAGAGGGGAAAAUUGGCGGUGCAGCCAUUGAUGAUACGGGUUCACCGCUUCCUGAAGAAACCUUGAAAGCCGCUAAAGAAUCUGACGCAAUCCUACUUGGUGCUGUUGGCGGACCCGCAUGGCCUCGUCCUAUUGAUCCCAAUGACCCAUCGAAAGGUGUUGGCCCUCGUCCAGAACAAGGACUAUUAGAUAUCCGUAAAGCUCUUGAUUUAUAUGCUAACAUUCGUCCUUGCUUUUUUGCGAGUGAUUCGUUAGUUGCAUAUUCUCCUUUGAAGGAAAGUGUGGUUAAAGAUACUGAGUUCAUAAUAAUUCGUGAGCUGGUCGGUGGAAUUUAUUUUGGUGACAGAAAAGAAGAGGAUGAGAAUGGUCAAGCAUUGGAUACCCUACCAUAUUCGGUUGACGAAGUUAAAAGAAUAACUCGCUUGGCCGCACAUCUAGCGCUCGAAAAAAACCCACCGGCAACAAUACAUUCGCUUGACAAGGCAAAUGUUCUUGCCACCUCUCGCCUUUGGCGUCGAGUUGUCACUGAAACUAUUGAGAAGGAAUUUCCUACCGUUCCUCUCAAACAUCACUACAUUGAUGCCGCCGCUAUGUUCAUGGUGAAAAAUCCCAAGUCACUUAAUGGUAUUAUUCUUACUGAGAAUUUAUUCGGCGAUAUUUUAAGUGACGAAGCAAGUGUCAUUCCUGGUAGCCUUGGCCUUUUACCUUCCGCCAGUCUUAGUGGUUUGCCUGAUGGUAAAAGUAAAUGUCUUGGAUUAUACGAACCUAUUCAUGGUUCUGCCCCUGAUAUUGCUGGUCAGGGGAUAGUAAAUCCUAUUGCAACCAUUCUAAGUGUUGCUAUGUUGCUUAGGUAUUCAUUGAAUUUGAGCCGUGAAGCAAAAGCAGUUGAAGAUGCCGUACGAAAAGUAUUGGAUGAUGAGGAGCAAGGUGGUUUGGGUUAUCGCACCAAAGAUUUGAAUGGUGCACAUACUACAGUCCAAGUCGGCGAUAAAGUCGUGGAGGUACUUGAGGGGUUUUUGGAAGGUCUUAAUGCAGAGGAUCGUAUCACUAAUGCAGUACCCACACGUGGUUUACUUCUAAAAAGGCCUUCUGGUCGGCGUG
Molecule: messenger RNA, 1188 nt
Organism: Acaulospora morrowiae
Lineage: Eukaryota; Fungi; Glomeromycota; Glomeromycetes; Diversisporales; Acaulosporaceae
Source: the annotation of a GenBank genome assembly